CGACUCGUACAAGUAUUUCCCAUCUUGUUGAGGAACCAAUACUGUGAACAGCAUAUUCCCCAACAAAUCCCAAAAUCAAACCGUAUUUAUAUCGAACACAUUGUGAUCACACCCUUCAAAGCGCGCACACGCACAAACGCUUGAUAGCUUCAUCGUUCAGGAGUAAAUCGGAGAGAGACAGAGACAGAGGCGCGACCCGCCAUGGCGAAGGAUCAGCUGGAGGUGCUCAAUGUCCUGGACCAAGCCAAGACUCAGCUCUACCACUUCACCGCGGUGGUGAUCGCCGGGAUGGGCUUCUUCACCGACGCGUACGACCUCUUCUGCAUAUCCCUGGUCACCAAGCUCCUCGGCCGGAUCUAUUACUACGUGCCCGGAUCGUCCAAGCCCGGCAGUCUGCCCCCGAACGCAGCAGCCGCCGUGAACGGGGUCGCCCUGUGCGGGACUCUGGCUGGGCAGCUCUUCUUCGGGUGGCUCGGGGAUAAGUUGGGCCGCAAGCGCGUCUACGGCAUCACCCUCAUGCUCAUGGUGGGGUGUUCCGUCGCCUCCGGUCUCUCCUUUGGGAGCUCGCCGAGGGCUGUCAUGGCGACCCUUUGCUUCUUCAGAUUCUGGCUAGGUUUCGGCAUCGGAGGGGAUUAUCCUUUGUCUGCGACGAUCAUGGCAGAGUACUCCAACAAGAAGACCCGCGGCAGUUUCAUUGCGGCAGUGUUCGCGAUGCAAGGGUUCGGGAUCCUUGCGGGUGGGACGGUGGCCAUCGUCGUUUCCUCCAUCUUCGGCGCUUUGUACCACGCGCCGCCAUUCGCCCACGAUCCCGUGGGAUCCACCGUCCCCCAGGCAGACUACGUGUGGAGGAUAAUCCUGAUGUUCGGUGCACUACCAGCCGCCCUCACCUACUACUGGCGGAUGAAGAUGCCGGAGACUCCGCGCUACACCGCCUUGGUGGCGAAGAACGCCGAGAAGACGUGCGCAGACAUGUCGAAGGUCUUGCAAGUGGAUAUCCAGGUUGAGAAGCAAGACCUCGAGAGCCAAGACCGGGUUGAAACCGCCAGUUUCGGGCUCUUUUCGAAAGAGUUCCUCCGUAGGCACGGCUUGCACUUGCUGGGCACAACAAGCACUUGGUUCUUGCUUGACAUUGCCUACUACAGCCAAAACCUCUUCCAAAAGGACAUAUUCAGCGCCGUCGGAUGGCUCCCCGCGGCAAAAUCCAUGAGCGCCCUUGGCGAGCUCUACAUGAUCGCUCGCGCCCAAACCCUAAUCGCACUCUGCGGCACCGUCCCGGGCUACUGGUUCACAGUCUUCCUCAUCGACCGCAUCGGCCGGUUCACCAUCCAGUCCAUCGGUUUCGCCUUCAUGUCCGUGUUCAUGUUCGCCCUAGCCAUACCCUACCACCACUGGACCCUCAAGGAGAACCACAUCCCGUUCGUGGUCAUGUACGGGUUGACCUUCUUCUUCGCCAACUUCGGGCCCAACAGCACGACGUUCGUGGUCCCCGCUGAGAUCUUCCCAGCCCGGCUCAGGGCCACCUGCCACGGGAUCUCAGCAGCCUCGGGGAAGGCCGGGGCCAUCGUGGGCGCGUUCGGGUUCUUGUACGCGGCGCAGAGCCAGGACAAGGCCAAGACCGACCCGGGGUUCCCCGCCGGGAUUGGGGUAAGGAACUCAUUGAUCGUGCUCGCGGUUGUCAAUCUGCUGGGCUUGCUCUUGACUCUCCUCGUGCCUGAAUCCAAAGGAAAAUCGCUCGAGGAAAUGUCGCAGGACUACUGCGAAGAGGCUGAGAAUCGCUCCAAGAGCGAGGCUGCAAUUGGCUAGGGCAUCAAGAACAAUUUUUACGUCAACCUCUCUAGAUAUAAUUCUGUAAAAAUUUGGCAUUGAUCAUAAGGUCUGCCUUCGGUUUUUAAGCGUCUCUUCUUCCUUUCCUGGAUUCUUGAUUGAUGUUGCCGACUGAGUUUUUACCGCAUGACCCAAGUUAAUUUUUUGGUUUUGGAGUUAAAUUUCAUCUGUUUAUUUACGUAGA
Messenger RNA from Rhodamnia argentea, 2008 nucleotides. RefSeq names its product inorganic phosphate transporter 1-4-like. The record is from RefSeq and is a predicted model, not a curated record. NCBI's taxonomy places the organism in Eukaryota, Viridiplantae, Streptophyta, Magnoliopsida, Myrtales, Myrtaceae. The coding region runs from base 202 to 1803 and encodes 533 amino acids. Gene Ontology annotation, cellular component: membrane. Gene Ontology annotation, molecular function: phosphate transmembrane transporter activity. The transcript has 2 exons. Gene Ontology annotation, biological process: phosphate ion transport; transmembrane transport.